GUGAAAAGUUUGCGAAGUGCAGUGCAUAAGAAUCCAGCCGGGAGUAAAGUGAUUAAAUUCGCACCUGUUUUUUUUUAAAGACCCAAAUUAUCUUCAGCUAGUACACGGCCAACCCAAAACAAGAAUCCACCGGUAAUCGUAAUCGCCAAUCCCGGGACCCAUCGGCUGUUCCUCAGCCAUCGGUUUACCAUCAGGUGGCCGGAGGACCGACUAAUUCCCAUCCAAAGCAGGAUGGCCCCUAAGAAUCAUAAUGCUCUUAUGCUGUUCGUAACGGAGUGGCAGAAUAAUAACUUCGAGGGUCUUAAAAUGACCAUAGAGCAGGCUAUUGCGCAUUGCGGCGAGAUAUGCAAGGUAAUGACCACUCAGGAACGGGGAUCCUACAACUCAGGAGCCAAGGAGGUCUUCGUGAUGAAACGCAACCAUAGGAUGGAAAGCCACGAGUCCUACGGGCCGCCAGUCUUCCAGGUGCAGCAGGCCAAACGAGAGGUGGACGAAAGUAAGAACCACUUAAAACGCACCAUCGAGGGCUUGUUAAUGGAUGCCCAGAAGUCACAUGAUCUGGAGGACGUCAGGGCCUUGGAACCACCGAUGUCUGUGUGCCCGCCCAGUACUGCCUGAAAAAUGGUGUCCGCUCCAGUUUUCCUGAAAAUCCCAUCUAAGGACGGGCCAGAGAUGUCCUGCACCACUCGUCCACCACGCACAAUCUGCCACUGCGACCUAACGCUCUCGGUGGGAACGUGUACAGGUUGUACCAGAAUAUUAUCGACUUCUCGGCCAAGAGCCAGGGGCUCGAGCCAUGAACUGUGCUCACCGCCAAGGCCAAUAGUAAUAUGGCAAAUAUCAGCUCUUCCUAAUUGGACGGGGAUGACCCCGAAGACGCAUUCGGAGUCAGAUCCCUGACAUUCUAUAUUUGCAAUAUCGAAUGUCACGGACCUGGAUCCCUUGACCUCCUUCUUCAGUGUCUUCCUCGUCCAAGAAGUUAGGGUAUUUCUUAGCCAUAUUAAUA
Messenger RNA from Drosophila subpulchrella, 1006 nucleotides. Its product is annotated as protein maelstrom-like. The record is from RefSeq and is a predicted model, not a curated record. Bases 232 to 618 code for a protein of 128 amino acids. The transcript has 5 exons. Lineage: Eukaryota; Metazoa; Arthropoda; Insecta; Diptera; Drosophilidae.